Molecule: messenger RNA, 414 nt
Organism: Lycium barbarum (goji berry)
Lineage: Eukaryota; Viridiplantae; Streptophyta; Magnoliopsida; Solanales; Solanaceae
Exons: 1
Coding region: 1-414 (137 amino acids)
Source: RefSeq, a predicted model, not a curated record
AUGCACAAAUGGGGAUUACCUGGUGACCUGCACUGCCCACUCUGCAUGAUACAUAAUGAAUCAAGAGAUCACUUGUUUGUGUUCUAUGAUUUUGGCAAACAACUCUGGACAAGACUUCAGCAUUGGAUGCAGUCACAGCCCAUGCAUGCUUGUACUUGGGAUCAACAUCUUACUCAGGUUAUUAAAUGUGCAAAAGGGAAGACACAAAGAGCUCAAAUUUUCAAGAUGGUUUACACUGAGUUUGUGCAUUGCCUAUGGAUUGAAAGGAACAUGAGAAUUUUUAAGAAUGCUAGUAGGGAUCAUGCCACAAAUGUUAGUAGAGAUCAUGCCACCAUUGCCAGAGAAAUAGCUUAUGUUUGCUGUGUUCGAGCCCCUCCCAGAAUUAGCACUGUAAUGGCUAGUUUUCUGUUUUAG